AUGAGCGGUCAUGUGAUGGAGCUGGAGGACCUCGUGAUAAAGAUGAAGCGCGCGAACUGCGGUCCAAGCGAAGAGGGCGUGUGCGCAGUAUUGUUGCGGAGUCUACCUUCAAGCUUCGAGAGCUUGGUACAGGCAUUCUGCAUGUCCGUCGCAAGCUCUAGUUUUAGUGACCUCGUAAGCAAGUUGAUCGCCGAAGAAGUGCGCCAGAAUGAGUCUUCACGGGUAGAAGAUGCAACGGCUCUCUACGCAGGCAAGAGGAAAGGUGAGCAGUACCCGAAGAAGCAACAAGGACGGCGCGCGAAAGGACCAUCAGAGACCUGCUACAACUGUGGCAAGGUCGGACACUACGCCAGAGGUUGUCGCUCCGGUCGAGGGCCAAGAGAGCAACAGCAUGACCAGUCGAAUGUCGCGUUCAAUGCCUGCGAAGGUGUCGCGAGCGACAGCUGGGUCAUGGACAGUGGCGCGUCAGCACGCAUGUGCAAGGAUCGAGGUGCGUUCGAAGAGUACGAAGAAGUUCGUCAUGCGCGAAGCAUUUCAAGCGCAAAGAGCGACGUGAAGCUGAAUGUCAUUGGACAUGGGACAGUGAAGCUACGCGUCUGGACAGGGCAUGCGUGGAUCGACGCUCGCUUUAAAAACACACUUCACGUUCAAGAUUUGUCCAAGAACCUUUUUUUCGCUCACGGCUGCGGUAGCGCGCGGCUUGACAGUGGAGAUAACGCGCAGCGAGUGCGUGGUCAAGCGUGGCGGCAAUACGUCGCAACAGGAAGGAUGCAGGGUUUCCUACUGUAUCUAACCUCUGAUUAUGGUUCGGCGUGCCACAUGGCCGAAGACGAUACAGAGCUAUGGCACAGAAGACUGGGUCACGUGUUGUAUGGUGUGCUGAAUGCCAUGGUUAAGGAUGGAAGGAUCAAGGGCGGAUCUGUGAAGACGAACGUUGCGUGUGACGUAUGCGCAACGUCAAAGCAAGUGCGCUAG
This is a messenger RNA of Peronospora matthiolae, 975 nucleotides long. Lineage: Eukaryota; Oomycota; Peronosporomycetes; Peronosporales; Peronosporaceae. The record is from the annotation of a GenBank genome assembly.